AGCCCAAAACAGAAUCGUCCUCGUGCUGUGCUGAGAGCAGUAGCAAAUUCAACAUCAGCCAAACUCUGUGUAAAGCUUCAUCUUCACUCCGAGCUAAUCUAUGGCGGCUCAAAUCAUUAGAAAAACUCUUACAGCAUCAAAAUUUACCUUCCAUAGUAGAACCCUAACCCCUUUCCAAACUCGCAAUUUGAGUAAGUUAGCAACCUCCCCACAACCCGAAUCCGAUGACCCAUCAUCCUGUUUCACUUUCUCCGCCAACCCGAAUUCUCAGACCAAUGAUAAUAUUAUUAUAAAGGGUCCGAAAAAGAGUGAAGCGGAAUCAGUGACGAUGCCAAUGUCGUUUAUGACAGGAUCAAUUGUUGGGAAGAGGUUUUAUCAGAAAGUGACGACUAGAGAAGCUGAAGAUGGAAAUGGAUGGAGUGUAAUGCUUGAUUAUCGUACUCUUAAAACCCCUUCUAAACGCCCUCUUAAAUGCCCCACACUCAGUCUUGCUAAGGCUAUUGCUGCUGAAUGGGAAUACCAGGAAGCAGAUGGGAUCAGGCCCUUUACUAUGCCAUUAAUGCAACUUUCAUGUACUGCAUUAGAAAGAGUUCCACUGACGCGUCAAAAGAUAAUUGAACAUUUGAUGAAGAAAUUCCCUCAAGAUUUAGUAUUCUAUCGUGCUCCAGGGGAUAAUGAUCUGACGAGCGGAGUUCUUGAGCGACAAGUGGAGAAAAUUGAUCCUCUUCUAAAGUGGGUAGAGUCAGAAUUUGGCUUCAAACCAGCCGUUCAUACCAGUUUUUUUGGUGGCAAGCAAGAUGAUGGUCUUGUUAGUGCCAUUGAAAGCGUUCUCAAGAAAACAGAUGAUUGUGAAUUGGCAACAAUUGAUGCAAUCGCCUCAGCUGCACAUUCGUUAGUCAUUGCACUUGGAAUUUUCCGUGGUAGAUUGGGGAUUGAAGAGGCUAUUGAGUUGAUUAGGCUUGAGGAAGAUUUGCAGGUUGACCGUUGGGGUCUUGUUGAAGGCGGUCAUGAUAUUGAUCUUGCAGAUUUAAAAGUUCAGAUUGCUUCGGCUGUUGUGUUCCUUGGACUUACAAGGAGGAUAUAAUUUUGGUAAUCGUUUAGUGAGUUUUACCUUCUUGUGUAUCUUUAGUACAUUAGCUCAGUACUUAUAGCGUAUCUCAUAAACUCAAAAAGUUUUAAGUCAUCAAUGAGGUGAUGUUGAUAUGUUGGGUCAGUUGUAUCAAACUUAACUGUUUUCACAAGGAUGAAAGAUGCUUACUGGGGAUAACCAGAUGAUGAUGAAUAAUGAGCCUGUUUUUCUGGAA
Messenger RNA from Lycium barbarum (goji berry), 1304 nucleotides. RefSeq lists its product as uncharacterized. The coding region runs from base 101 to 1084 and encodes 327 amino acids. The transcript is spliced from 4 exons. The record is from RefSeq and is a predicted model, not a curated record. Lineage: Eukaryota; Viridiplantae; Streptophyta; Magnoliopsida; Solanales; Solanaceae. Gene Ontology annotation, biological process: mitochondrial proton-transporting ATP synthase complex assembly. Gene Ontology annotation, cellular component: mitochondrion.